Mercenaria mercenaria is the source of this 4434-nucleotide messenger RNA. Its product is annotated as RNA-binding motif, single-stranded-interacting protein 3-like. Lineage: Eukaryota; Metazoa; Mollusca; Bivalvia; Venerida; Veneridae. Bases 657 to 1757 code for a protein of 366 amino acids. The record is from RefSeq and is a predicted model, not a curated record. Gene Ontology annotation, cellular component: nucleus; ribonucleoprotein complex; cytosol. Gene Ontology annotation, molecular function: poly(U) RNA binding; poly(A) binding; mRNA 3'-UTR binding. The transcript has 11 exons.
ACUUGAGAGUUAAAAGUCAUUCAGUUAUGUCCUUUAACAGUCAGGCGAUCUUUUUGCCUUUAACGAUAAAAUAACUGGCAUACUUUAUAAAACAGCAGCAGACGGAUUACAAAACUGGGAUAAAAAGUGAUAGAGGACCAGCUGAUAAAUAUAAUUACACAAGUUAAUGGGAUAACGUGACAUUGCAACAAACAAACAGGACAAUCGGAGAGGGAAUUUUACCUGCAUUCAGGUUUUUGUUUAUAUAUUGACAGAUUUAAUGCCACCUGUACGAAUUCAGUGGGUCGACAAAGCCACCAACUAGUAAAGAAAAACCAUUAAUGGAAUUAACCAGGAACACCAUUUACCGUUGAUUGUUUGAUUACAUUAUAUAUAUUGGUAUUAUUGGGUAGUUCGGGAUUGUAUACAUCCGUGGCGUGUUUGUGCGAGAUUUCACAGUUAUUGUCAGUUGACUCUUGAUUUGAUUACAAAGACAUAUUUUAUGCGACUUUGACACGUUUUGGUGCUAAUUUUCCAAAUAGACGUAAUUACCAUAGAAGGAUUUUUUCGGUGUUUGGACCUUUUUAAUCAAGUGUGAUAAUUACUGUUAUAGUUUUUCGUCCUAAGAUGCUGGAUUGCUCUUGGAAAAUUAGCCUUCCUUUUGCAUCAGUGUUGGAAUGUAUUAUUCGGGUGAAGUUUGCGCAGAGAUGAAAAUUCGAACUGAGGUUCCUAACGGUGGCCUUUCUGUUCUUUAUCACCCAUACCUUAAUAAUCAUACCUACACUCCGCGCAGUAUGCCGGCCGCAAGUCCAAACACAUCUCAGUCCAGCGGGGGUAGCCAGUCGGGGUCAGAGCAGCUCAGCAAGACAAAUCUAUAUAUACGGGGACUCAAUCCAAAUACCACAGACAAAGAUCUUGUAAACUUAUGUUCACCAUAUGGUAAAAUCAUUUCCACAAAGGCCAUAGUAGACCAGACCACAAACAAAUGUAAAGGCUAUGGGUUUGUGGACUUUGAGACGAAUCAGGCAGCAGAAGUUGCGGUACAGGCAUUACAAGCUCAGGGCAUACAAGCACAAAUGGCUAAGCAACAAGAACAAGACCCCACAAAUCUCUACAUUGCCAAUUUACCACUAUAUUUCUCUGAACAAAAUUUGGAAAAUAUGUUGAAAGAUUAUGGAACAGUGAUAUCCACGAGGAUUCUCCGAAAACCUGAUGGUGUCAGUCGGGGAGUUGGGUUUGCACGUAUGGAGUCCAAAGAAAAAUGUGAACAAGUAAUAAAUGGUUUUAAUGGGAAAAUUUUGCCAGGCUGCACAGAACCAUUACUCGCAAAAUUCGCGGACGGAGGAAACAAGAAAAAGGUGCCGUAUAUUCAACCGACAAAAUUAUGGCCGGAUCGGACGGAUGUAACUAUUCCUACACUGGCAUAUGACCAGGCUGCCUUAGCUCAAAAUGGUCUUUACCUGCCUUACAGUAUAGCAGCCCCAGGUGGAGCAGCAUUGAUGACCCCGGGGAUUUUGCCCCGUUACAGUGUGGCAUCAUCACCCACUACGUACCAAGUACAAUCUAACCCCGGCGCCUUCGUCACACCACAAUACAUUAUGCAACCCCCAAUGGCACAUUACGCAGCUUUAACAACACCAGGAUACACGCAAGUUCCAUACCAAGCGGGAACCAUUCUACAGACAGUUCCAAUAGAGGAUCACACAGUCGAAGAUGCACAGCAACACUUCCAGGCCUACACUCCUACCCCUGCCAAUCCAACAACAAUUUUGGUUUAAAGGCCACUAUACCAAUGUGAUAUCAGGGGAGAUAAGUAGAACAGCCAACCAAUCACCUCAUCAUGUGAUCUACAUCCCACAUCUGAUUGGAUGAUUCUUUCAGCAUCUUUACAUUUGAUUGGAUGGAAUGCUUUUGAACUGGAAUGAUCUGAUUGGAUGAAAAGACUUUAUUCAGUUGGAUUGGAUGAUUUAAAAAAUUUGUAGAUUAGAUAUUUUUCAUUUUCAUUUUUUGCCAGUGUUCCUUUAUUGAAACUGUUUGUUAAUGUUCAUGUUGGAAUGAUUUUUAUUUUUGUGCUGAUUUUCCUUGAUUUAUGUUUUUUUUUCUUUUUUAUUAUGAUUCAUAAUUUAUGAAAUUUGAAUUUAAUAUAUGUAAUUUAUCUUGAUUUGUUUGUUUAAGAUUUAUUAGACAUAAACUUACAUCAGAUGAAAUAGCUUUACCUGCUCUAUGUGUCAUUAUAAUUUAGGAAAAUUUAUAUAGAGCAAAAAAUGAGAUUAUAUGUAUACCUCAACCCACAGAUUUUUACUAGUGUACAACAACUCAUACAAGACAAAAAAAGCAGGAAGUACUACCUUUAGUUACAAAAUAUGUAGCCUUUUGGUGAAAGAAGCAUUUUUGUGAUGCAUUAUUUGACCAAAAAAAAAGGGAUCAUGUUGGGAUUACUAGAAAAAGAGGAGUUGAUACGUAUGAGAGUUCAACCUGAAGACUUUAAGUUUGGUAGAUUUCAUUAUCCUUAAAUGAUGCAAAAUUAAAUGGUUUGAAAUUCUAUGAUUUAUUAGUUUUGUGAAGAAACUUUCAUUAAAUGUGUUGAAAAGAAAGACUUUGAACACCUUUUGAUAGAAAAGACAACAUUUCCUAUUUAUUGAAUGAGAGCUUCUCAAAGAAGUGUUUUAAGUGUUGCUGAAGUUUUAAAGUCUAGCUUAUAUUAUUUUACAUUGUUAAAGAUAUCCUGGUGUUAUUUCAUAUGAAGGUUAUAUUUAAGGUAGAAGGAUUCCUAUAUCAAAAAUCCUGAAAACAGUCAUUCAGUGUGUUUAAAGAAAAGAUGAAAAUUUGACAAUACUUUUAUUUUGACUGUUGUUACUGCAGUCAUAUAGAGAGUAUAACUAAAAAAUCUCACAAUUACUGUCAUUUUCUCAUAUUUUUUUAUCUAAAUCUUCAGAUCAUAAAAAAUACAGGUAUUUUUGUUAAAAGGUAUCCUUCUGCCUUAAGAAUCCCAAAGUCUAUAUUUUAUAGACAUAAAACUGUUGUACAUAAUUCAGUAGAUCAUAGUAAAUCAUUGUAGGUUUAUAGGAAUAAUUCAUCAGUCAUCAUAAUGUUGAAACUGCUUGUUGGAAGACAAAUAUAUAUUGGAAUCAAUGUAUCAAGUUAUUUUUAGCAUCGUUAAAUUUUCUCGUCGAUGGGAGCAGCUAACAAAAGGGAGAUUAUUCUUGAAAAUUGUUACAUCAGUAAUCUCCUUUUAAUAUAGAAAUGGUGAUUAUUUGAGGAGUAACAUGCAAGAAAGAAGCUUUCUAGACAUUUUAGUCACCCAGUAUAUGAAACAGAAUGUGGAAUAUUCAGAUUCCAUCAAGUUUGAAUGUUUUAGGCGGGUUGGUUUAGUGAGCAAAACUUUUGAUUGUUGUUCAAAAUAAGUCAAAUGUGUUGGACACCAAAGUUGCUGUAUAUGAUUAUGAUGCAGUGGGUUUUGUUGUUGAAAACCUAUUUAUCAGGUGACUGCAUGAAGUUAUUGUAAAGUUUGUAUCAUUUGAAUGAAAUGAUAGCAUUAUGUUGAAUAGCAUUUUAGCUUUGUACAGUUCUGACCCAUCAUAAAGGAGAAAAUUUAACAUCAGUGCUACCAAAAUAACUAGAUGAAAUCUUUUUCAGCAUUUUUCAUUCUUAACAUAAUUUUUUGGUUUCAAAAUUCUUUCGAAAUAAUUUCAUUUAUUUGACACUUAUUUUCGAGAUAUUUGAAGGCAGUUAAUAUCUUCAGAAUAAAACUUGCAUAAAGUGAUGUAUAUUAUAUGCACACAAAUAGCUGGUGGAAUUUAUUUGAAAAUGUAGAGAGAGAAACCCCUUGUGGAGAUUAGCUUCAUAUAUUUUGACUGUUUCUGGUGAGAAUUUGGUGCUGUGGAGAAAACUUUGAUGAUAGAUAAAAUAAGUGGAAUAAAAUGGAUUUAGAAUAGAUUUGGAAAAAGUCAAGCUAUUUAAAAUUAUGCACUACUGGACUUUAGAAUAGUAUUGAAAAAAAUCAAUGGGCAAGGGCUAUUUAAAAAUGCUGCUCUACUGGAAUUUAGAAUAGUAUUGGAAAUAAGCAGAGGCUGUUUAAAAACACAGAGUUAACUUCAGUGUGCAGUAUUUUAGGUAGAAUCAGUGUAGUAAAAGUUUAGGCACUGCUCUACAAUUUUGUCAUUGUAGUGUAUUGCACAGACAUGUGGCCUACCAAGAAAACAAUUGAUGACUAUAUAUUGUUAAUCUCCAUACAGGUUAGAAUGAAAAAUUGUCUGUUAAAACACUUUCAGACUUUCAUUACUUCCAAAUUUUUAUCUUUUUCAUUUUUUUUUAUGUUUUCUAUUUUUAAUUUUCUUUUGUUUUAAUGUCUUUUAAAACAAGUUGUUUUACACUUGAAAAAUAGUGCUGGCAGAUAGGGAAACAUGUGUGUAUAUGUGAAAAACCUCAUCCUUUUUGUGUAAAUAUUAAAAAUCA